Messenger RNA from Anopheles marshallii, 1008 nucleotides. Its product is annotated as alpha-tocopherol transfer protein-like. Gene Ontology annotation, molecular function: phosphatidylinositol bisphosphate binding. The record is from RefSeq and is a predicted model, not a curated record. The transcript has 4 exons. Gene Ontology annotation, cellular component: membrane. Bases 1 to 1008 code for a protein of 335 amino acids. NCBI's taxonomy places the organism in Eukaryota, Metazoa, Arthropoda, Insecta, Diptera, Culicidae.
AUGAGCUUAAAGGUGGAAGCGCUAACGAGCGAGGUGUUCGCGGCACCGGCUGUCCCGGAUAGAAAGAUGAUCACCGUUCGUCCGAUAGCAGAAUGUCUCAAGCGCAAAGCGGCGGACGAACUGAACGAACAGGAAAGCACCGUUGCGCAGGAGCUGGAAAUGAUAAAGACCUGGAUCAGACAGUCCGGCCACAUCCGUGGCCGGUUGGAGGACCAGUUUUUGCUUGGGUUUUUACGCUCCUGCAAGCACAGCCUCGAGCGGGUGAAGGAAAAGCUGGACACGUACUACACGAUCCGGUCCGUACUGCCGGAGGUGAUGCGCCACCGCGAUCCGCUCGAUCCGUUCGUCCGGAAGGUCAUCAAAAUGGGUGUAACGGUGCCCUUGCCGAGCACGGUACACCCGGACGAUCCGAAGAUCAUACUGAUACGGGGCGAUGCGUUCGACGGUGACGUGUGUGACUUCCCGGACAUUCUGAAGGUGUUUACGAUGAUCGGUGACAUACUGCUGCGGGACGACGAUCAGAUGAUGAUCUGCGGCCAGGCGGCAAUCAUCGAUCUCGGCCACUCGUCCAGCAGCCAUCUGUUCAACUUCAACCUUUCGUUCCUGCGCAAAGCGUCCAUCCUGAACCAGCAGGCGUCACCCCUGCGCCAGAAGGGAUUCCACUUUAUCAACACGCCGAAAAGCUUCGACAUCGUGCUGAACAUCUUCAAGGGGCUGAUGACGGAGAAGAAUCGCAAACGCACGAUCGUAUCGCACGGUUCCAGCCUGGAGUCGCUGCACAAGUACUUCCCCAGGUCGAUACUUCCGGCCGAGCUGGGCGGAAAGCUCGGCCCGGUUCAACAGUUUGUGGACGAAUGGGAACAGAGGCUGGUUGACAACCGGGCGUACCUGAUCGAGGAGGAAUCGCUCGGUGUGGAUGAGAGCCGGCGCAGAACCACAAACCCGCUAGCGGAGGAGAAGGAUCUGUUCGGGACGGCAGGAACGUUCCGGAAGCUAGAGUUUGAUUGA